This is a messenger RNA of Carcharodon carcharias (great white shark), 5850 nucleotides long. Its product is annotated as lysophosphatidylcholine acyltransferase 1-like. Lineage: Eukaryota; Metazoa; Chordata; Chondrichthyes; Lamniformes; Lamnidae. Bases 143 to 1756 code for a protein of 537 amino acids. The transcript is spliced from 14 exons. Gene Ontology annotation, molecular function: calcium ion binding. The record is from RefSeq and is a predicted model, not a curated record.
UGCGCGACGAAGCGGUGGGAGGGAGACGGUAACUGCGACACGGCUGAGAGCGGAGCGAGCGAAAUCGGGCACGGUGCCCUCUCCAACCCAGUCAGCCAUCCAUUCAUCCCGAGUGGCGUGGCGGGGCGACUGUCCACCAAACAUGAGGAUGUCGAAGAGAGGACACCGCUUAGCGAGAGGAAGCGGCGCUGGGGGUGAUGAGGAGGAGCAGGCUCGGCUGCCGCCGGUCAGGAAUCCCUUUGUACAUGACAUCCGCUUCUCGGCGCUGCAGAAAGUGCAGAUAGCGAUCAUGACCGUGACUCUGUUCCCGAUUCGUCUUCUGCUAGCUGCUUUUAUGAUGUUGCUGGCUUGGCCAUUUGCAUUCCUUGCUGCAUGGGGGCGUGUUGAAAAAGAACCUGAAAAACCAAUGAAUUUGUGGCGGAAGACAUUGGAUUUUUUGCUGAAAGUGAUUAUGAGAGCUAUGUGGUUUGCGGGUGGCUUUCAUUGGAUGAGUGUAAAGGGGCGCCGUGCUUUGCCCACAGAAGCACCUAUAAUGACAUUAGCACCACAUUCUUCAUACUUUGACGCAAUUCCAGUUACCAUGACCAUGGCUUCCAUUGUAAUGAAGGCAGAAAGCAAAGACAUUCCUAUAUGGGGAACCUUAAUCAAGUACAUUCAGCCAGUCUUAGUGUCUCGCUCAGAUCAGUAUUCUCGCCGGAAAACAGUUGAAGAAAUAAAGCAAAGAGCUCUGUCUAAUGGCAGAUGGCCACAGGUAAUGAUAUUUCCAGAGGGUACGUGUACUAAUAGAUCCUGUUUGAUCACCUUCAAACCUGGUGCAUUCAUUCCUGGAGUUCCUGUGCAACCUGUAGUCUUGCGUUACCCCAAUAAAAUGGAUACAAUCACUUGGACGUGGCAAGGACCUGGAGCGUUAAAAAUCCUUUGGCUCACAUUGUGCCAGCUACACAAUAAUGUGGAAAUGGAGUUUCUGCCAAUUUAUACGCCUUCUGAGGAGGAAAGGAAAAACCCUAUUUUGUAUGCAAACAAUGUCAGAAAGGUAAUGGCAAAAGCUCUUGGUGUUCCUGUUACUGACUACACAUUUGAAGAUUGUCAGCUUGUAAUGUCUGACAGCCAGCUGAAGCUUCCUGUGGAUACCUGUCUACUAGAAUUUGCAAAGCUUGUCAGAAAACUCAAUUUAAAACCUGAUAGAGUUGAAAAGGAACUGGAUGGACUUGCAGAAAGUGCCAAAAAUGUGAAAGGAAAACGGAUAACUCUGGAGACGUUUGCUGAUUAUUUGAAGUUGCCAAUUUGUGAUGCAUUAACAGAUAUGUUUUUACUUUUUGAUGAGAAUGAAAAUGGAACAAUUGAUAUCAGAGAGUAUGUGAUUGCCUUGUCUGUAGUAUCAAGACCAUCUAAAACACAUGAAACUAUUAAGUUGGCAUUUAGGAUGUAUGAGUCAGCUGAACAAACUAUAACAGAAGAUGACCUGGCCUGCAUUCUGAAGACUGCUUUGGGAGUAAAUAAGCUUGAUGUGUCAAACUUAUUUGAGGUUAUUGAUGCUACUCAGAAGGGGAAGAUCAGUUAUAUGGACUUCUGCAAGUUUUCAUGUAUGAAUCCCGAUUAUGCUGAGGAGUAUCUUUACUUGGACCAGAUGAUGGGCUUCUCAGGCUGCAUGGAAAACCAGCUUGUUCCUACUGCAAAUGGAUUUUGCACAGACUUCUCACCUGAUGACCAAGAGGAGGAGAAAGAAGAUAGUACCUUGGCUAAAAAGCUUAAUUAACUCCUUGGAUAUGAUCCUUCUCCUGGUGAGAGGGGUGGACCAAUUUAGGGCACACACGUUACUUCUGUUGACCUGACUCAAUAUCCUUCCUGUAUGAACUUACUGCCAUUUUCCUGUACUUAUCAUCUCUCCAGUAUAAUAUCUGAGUUGAGCUUGGUUUUAAACACAAAUUUAAAUGUCAUUGGAAGCCAAGAUUGUGAAGAUGCUUAUUAUUUGUACCUGUACUUGAAGGGAACCAAGCACCUAUUUGUUCCAUUUUCAUGUUUAUGGUAUGUGUGUUAUGGUGACUAUGCAUGUUUAAAACUUGUAGCCGCAAUUGUGCUAACGCAUUUUGUUUUUCUGUUUCUAGUCCAUUUAUCUUGUAUUUGCUUCAUUUUAUCACACAGCAGCUUUUGAAAAAAUGUUUGCAGAAGAUGGGAGUAAUCAUAUUUUCCUACCAGUGUUACAGUGUAACAAACUUUUUUGGCAUGGUGCGUUCUGUUCUCUAAUGAUGUGACAACUAGGAUAUUGUUGCUUGCUUAAUGUUUUAAGCAUCAUCAUUCUGCUCCUUGCUCUUGCUGUAAUAACUGGACAGAGGAAAAUGUUUCUAAUGUGAAUGAAGUAUAAAGGACAACAUGAGGGAAUGCAUUAGUGUUCAUAUUAACAUUUGAUUAAUUUUCUGAAUGUAACUUCACAGUUAUUUCCAUUACAAUUGCAUAGGAAUUAUUUUUAAAGUUUUGUGUUGCUAUUUUUAAUGUAACAAUGUGAUGGAAAAUACUUGAGGGUAAUUAUCCCAUAUAAUUCAGUCGGCUAAUUGUUUUUAGCAUUGAGUCGUAUGGUUUUAAUUGAUCUGGUAAUAGAAUACAUUAUCUGAUGUGUGCAAAUACCAUAAAGCAAAUUAACUUGAGAAAGGAACAAGAAAAUAAGUAUAAUGGACCAAUAAGCAGAUGACAUAUGAAACAAACUAAAUAUCAAGAUUUUGAAUGAGAUGAUGCAUGCCAAAGCCUUAAUGGUUUGUGCAGUAUGUGAAAAUUGCCACCCUGUCUGCAACUUGGGAAGGAAAAGUUAUUUCUCUGAUUCUAAAACCAAAUAUAAGAAUCAUUGAUGUAUGUGCUAACCAGGAGCAUUGCAUAGUGUAAUUACUAUCUGGCUCAUUUGUAUGAAUACUUGUCUAAUUAUUGUGUAAGGCUACCUAUGUUGAUUUUUUAAAAAUUUAAAGCUUGAAAGAAAGGAAGCAACAAGAAAUGAUGUAUGUCUGCUAACUUAAAACGGAAGGGAGAAUACAGUUAAAGUUUCAACGGUACAGAUUAUAAAGGAGAGUUGGAAAUCUUGGACGUGACUUUUUUUGUAAAGGAGUAAAUAGAAAUUCCACAAAAUAAAUUGCCAAGCCACAGAAUAUUAAACUUAAGGGAGAUAUAAAUGAUAUUUUAAAUCUAGCUGAUGCUGCUUCAUGUUAUGUCGUAUAGCUGAUUCUGUUGAAAAUAACCAUACACAUUAUGACUAAGACCAUUCCUGAGAGAACUGUAUUUUUUAAUGUGGCUAUAUGUUUGGUUUACGGCUAACAGCCACGGAGAACAGUAGGUAAAAGGAUGCCACAUGUAUAAUAGGCGGACUUUCCCAAAAAAGAGGUCGAAUCACAAGAUGUUAUUCCAUUGAGGAUUAGACUGGUCAUAGUUAUUGCUGCUUCAACUUGGAAAGCAGAUGGAACAUAUGAUCUGCAUCAAAAGAUCAUCCUCAGUCUGGCAAAUUGCUGUUAUCUAGAUACAGUGGAAAUUUACAUAGCUGGGUCAGUGUUGGAUUGAUACGCAGUAUUGAUUGGCUUGGUCCCCUUUGACAUCUGGGAAUCGCACCUUACAAGUGUUCAGGGUGGGACGAUGGUCAUAAGCCUUGGAGUAUUGCAGAUUUAACACCACUGCCAGAGAAAAUCGGGUCAAUUCUGGGAUGCUGAUGUUUCUGCUGGAUAAAGUGGAAUGAAGAUAUAUAGUUUGUUUUUGAUUUUCCUUUGAAUGAAGUGAGAAAGGGGGGGGGGUGUGUUUAGAUUGCAAAGUUAUAAAAUGGAGAAAACUAUUUCCAACAAGGGUACAGAAAUUGAACUUUUUCCCCUUGAAAGGUGUUUGGUCUUUUCUUAACUGUGUCUCUUGUCAAGUUUGUUUGCCUUGUAGCAUGUAAGAUUAGACGGUUUGAAAGCAAAGUGCACAUGUUGAUGUUUGUAAGGAAAAUUAUGAUUCAUUUAUGUCUAAUUUCUGUUAGAAUGGUGAAAGUACAGGAGUACAGGAAACCUGCAUUUUACCCAUACAGAUUGAUUUUACACAUCCAUUCCCGUUAUUGUGUGAAAUAAAUAUCCUAGGUAAACUCUGCCACUUUACCUUACAGUUAGCUUUUUAGUUUCUUUUUUUCCCCCUCCCAUGGUGCAAUUUUAUUCAGUGGAUCUAUAUGUAAACAGUGUUUGAAAAAAUAUUACUACAAUGCUUUAGGAGUGGUAAAAUGGCAUUGUGCUAGCUUUAAACCUAAUGUCUGCUCUUUAUCUCAUUAUAAAUGCUGUUGUUGAUUCAAUCCUUUUGGCUGAAUGAUGGCGUAUAAUAAUAGAUACCCUGAAGCCAAUGAAUAGGACACCUACAGCUCAACUUGCUUAGUCUAUCAGUUUAAAGUCUUAGAAAUCAAUAUGGAACUAGAGUAAGUUAAUGCUGAGUAAGAGCAGUUAACUGAGAAUUAUGCUGAAGCUCGUUAUUUAAAACAGAUGUGUAUUUUGAAUUUUGGAUAAUGUUACAGAGGAACAAUUCAAAGUUAGUUGUCAGGAUGUUGUUUUGAUGUACUAUAUAACACACCGUCUUGUUGAACUCCUGUUGGAUGAUAUGAAGCAUUUAUUGAUGAACAUCCAGCGGUGUUAACAUAACCAUUGACAUUAUCGGGAAAAUUUUCAAACUAAUGUAGGAGAAAUCAGAAUUAUGGAUACUGUGAUGAAAGACAUUAGUAUAAUCCUACUGAAUAAUACGCAUUGGCACUGCCACUUGUAUAAUCAAAUAGUCUUCAAAAUUAAUUGCAACUGUUGCAUAAUUAUGAUUAAUAUUUUUAGAGUUAAUAUAUGCAUGUAAAUCCUUCCAUGUGAAUAAUGGUGAAUCAGAUCAAAAGUUAAUAAAUCUUGGUGCUGUACACAUCAUAUUCAGUGUUGAAGAUGUUGAACUUAAGAUUCUUUUUGAAAUCAGGUUUGUGGCUUAUGGAAAAAAUACACUCCAGCACAAUAUUUAAUGAGCCUCAAUGAGGAUUACAGUGCAAUGGGAAGAAUUUGGAUUUGUCCAACUUUGUGGAUAAUUCCAGAUAAAGCAUUAAUUGUUUUUGCGAUAUUCUUCGAAACGUAUUGUACUCUUUGAGGACUUUUUGACUUUAUUUUGUAUGUACACUUACUGAACAGCUAUUUCCAAUUACCCUUUUAUAUAUUUCUGCAAAGGGUGACUGGGUCACAUGAUUUUGAAACCUGGGGUCAGUACAAUUUCACUGUAGUGAGAAUGAAUGUUUCCAAUCAUGAUCUAAAAAAUUAAGAAAAAUUCUGAAAGUUGGGCAUUGCUUAUUAUGAAAACUGGUCACUGUAUCAACACAGGGAACUGAAGAUUUACACUCAACACCCCGUGAUUGAGAUUGUUGGGAUUAUAGCUGAAAGGAGAUAAUUUACUUGUAUUUGAAUUAACUUCCUUAAGUGACUGCAUAAAUGUAAAUCAUGUAAACAUUUACAGAUUUGUAGUUUACUGUGUCUUAACUGCAGAACAUGUGUGUAAAUGACAUAUUAAUAACAUUUACAGCAUCAGUAUGUAAUUCCAUUAUCAGACAUAGGCCACAUUGGGUUUUGUAAGCUUUUUAAUGUGUAUAUGUCUGUCAAAAAAUACCUCAGUAGGCAAGCUAUCCUGUGUUCUUGGUUGUCUUUGAAAGGAAUCAUGAAAUGUGCAGAAGGCUGCUUUUUUACUACCUGUUUACUGCUGUAUUUUACAUUUACCUUGAACAAAAUUGAACAUUUUACUUUGAGUUCAAGUUUCACGAUGGAUUAUGUAUGAAAACCUGUUGCAAUAACUGAUCAUAUUUUUCCAAGUUUUCAUUGUACAUAAAGGGAUUACUGCUCAAACUUA